Lachancea meyersii CBS 8951 is the source of this 1641-nucleotide messenger RNA. The record is from the annotation of a GenBank genome assembly. NCBI's taxonomy places the organism in Eukaryota, Fungi, Ascomycota, Saccharomycetes, Saccharomycetales, Saccharomycetaceae.
AUGCCACUAGCUUCAUUUCUCUACUUGACACCUUUACGGGUGUUGAAGAGUCUGGCUGGUAAAAUUGAGUGGGUGAUCAAAAAUCUGGUAGAUUACCUUAUCACUGAUGAUGGUGGAAGAGACAAUCAAAAAAUGGGCGUAAAGGAUGAGAGUGGCCCAAAACAAACUUUUAAAAACCCAGAGGGCGUGCGUUCACUUUUCCCGAGGGCCAACAACGUGGAUACCUCGCUGGAUCGGGGUUUGGGUCCUGUUCCCUGUGCCCUGGAUCUUUCGACGCUUCAAAGUCCAAUGUCAAUGGUUAAAACCCCGGAGGGCCACUUUGAGUGGCGGCUGUCCGAGGUUCCAAUGAAAUCGGAACAGUCCAAACUCGAUGCUGCUUCGGGAACCGUCUCUCCCACAAGCAAUUUUACUCCGAAAUCAACGAAUGGUGAAAAUGGGUCUUCAAGUGAGGCCGAUGCAAAAAGGUUCAUCUGUCACAUCUGCCACGCCGAAUUCACUGUAAGAGGCUACUUGACGCGUCACAUCAAGAAACACGCGGUCGAAAAGGCAUACCAGUGCCCUUUCUACAAAAGCAACGUACCUAAAGAAGAACGCUGUCACAGACACGGUGGAUUUUCCAGAAGAGACACGUUCAAAACGCAUCUCAGGUCAAGACAUUUCGUGUAUCCCAAGGGUAUUAAGAGCCAGGAUAAGGCAAAAAGCUCAGGACACUGUUUACACUGUAACACUUUUUUCCAAGACACCGACGAUUGGAUCAGAAACCACGUCGAAAAAGGUGAGUGUAAGGGACUUCCGGAGGGCUUCAAAGUCGUUGCGAAAACUGGCCGGAAAUCAGGCAAACUGAAGAUGAUCACCACGGCUGAUGGUCAGUCACGGUUCAUAUCCACCGACCAAGCCUCAGUCAAGCCACGGGUGGCUGGCAAAAAGGCGCGCACUAAUACCACAGCUGCAUCGAUCGAUAGUCCAGGGUAUCUACAGGGGGUGGAUCAAAUACGACAUCUUGCGUCAACGACUAAUGACCGUGAAGCAAACUUGAAAUAUGAAGACUCAGUAGGGAAUGUUGCACCAACUGCAAAAAACCGGCAUUUGGACAGAAUAAGUCCAGGCCGUUCCGAUGGCCCCAGUCCUGUCGUUACCGGCCAGCAGCUACAUCCCGAGCCCCACUAUGCAUUCAACUACUUCACACCUCCUAAAACGACCCCGCUGGAUGAGGCCUAUUUUUCUGUGGAUCCAUCGCCUACGGAUGACGCCGGUCUUGAAACCGUCAAGUCUACGUCGUCGGCAUCGUCUCGCAUUUCGUUUCAUGAGGGACAAGAGAAAUCGUUAGGCAUGAACGGCAACGGCAAUGCUCCUCCCUCGCUGUGUGCUCAUGCGCCUAGCCAGGAUCAGAGUGCUUUUUUCCAAUUUCCGCUAGAUUUCGAUCAAUGUCCGAUGAGCUUUUUGGAUUCCGGAACCCAUCAGCCUGCAUCUCAGACGCAAAACGGGUCGAAUGAUGUCACUGCGCUCAGCAUGGAGAUGACAUCGCAGCUGCAUGACCUCAUGGACAAGCAAAUGGAGGUGUCUGCUCUGAGUGAGAAGAAUCUGCGAGAAAAUCAGCAGUAUUUGAAUUUUUACAAUCACACAUUCAAUUCUCAUUUGUGA